Messenger RNA from Scutellospora calospora, 288 nucleotides. Lineage: Eukaryota; Fungi; Glomeromycota; Glomeromycetes; Diversisporales; Gigasporaceae. The record is from the annotation of a GenBank genome assembly.
AAACUGGAGUUAGCAGCAGAAACUACUCGUAUUAGACAAUUAAUAGAAGACCAAGAAAGAAAAAUAAAAAUUUGGAAAGAUAAUUAUAAUCAAUUAUUAGAUGAAAUAAAAAAUAAACAAGAUAUCAUGUUAAAAGAAUCUCUGAAUGAUAUUUUAAAUAAUAAUUUAAAACAAUUUUUGAUAACUGAAAUAAUAGAAAAAAACAAAAAUAUAGAAACUCGUGUAGGAUUUAAUGAGUUCAAAUCUAAAAAAACAUUUUCAUAUAUUAAAAAUGAAUAUAUAAAAGUU